AUGGCCAUCAAACUUUUGCUACAUACAAUUGCAUUUUACAUGAAAGGAUUUACUCUAAGUAGAAAUUCUUUCCUGUGGCAUGGAGUGCCGGAAUGGAGGAACAAGUUAGCCCAUGGAGACUUUCUAUGGCAGUCACGGGAGCGUAGCAAGAUUAUAUGUUCCUACCGUUGUCUACAGCACAAGUCUUGUGUUUCUUUUUUCUACCAGAGCUCGACACAGUACUGCCAGGGUCAUUCAUCUGUGUUCCUGCACUUAUCUGAUGCAAGUAGUAAAGAUUCAUCAGAAACAGUGUAUUUCAAAAUCGCAUGUAAAGGAGGACCCUCCUACAUAUAUGACCGUGGGGCCAACACCUGCUACAGCGUGAAAGAGAAAAGGGGAUCGUGGUUCACAGCACAGUCUUACUGCAAUUCCGAAAAUUCAUGGCUUCUGGAUUUGAGUGACGAUCAAAUUUCUUCUCAACUAAUGACGAAAUUCAAUGAUCACCGCGAUCCUUAUUUUGCCUACUUUUGGUUCUGGAUUGGAUUAACCAUUCAGUCAGAUGGACGCUUCAUUUGGAGACAUUCACAACAACCCCUAAAUGGGUCAGUUUAUUGGUUGCCAGGGCAACCAGAUAAUGCCACUGGGAAUCAAAACUGUGUCUACAUGAGGAAUCAUGGUGGUAAAUUUCUUUGGGAUGACAUAGACUGUAUGACAGACUUUAUCGAAUUCAUUUGUCAGUCUGAUGUUGUUUAA
Messenger RNA from Saccostrea echinata, 732 nucleotides. RefSeq names its product C-type lectin-like. Lineage: Eukaryota; Metazoa; Mollusca; Bivalvia; Ostreida; Ostreidae. The transcript has 4 exons. The record is from RefSeq and is a predicted model, not a curated record. Bases 1 to 732 code for a protein of 243 amino acids.